CGGAGGGCAGCAGGAGUACAGAAUGAUGAAACUGAAGAACGCCUUUUGGCUUUGAUUAUGAAAGCAGAUUAUAAAAAUGAAGAUAAAUGUAAAAAUAAAAUAAAAGAAUACUGCAAUGGACUGAAAAAUGUUUCAUUAACAUCAGAAAAAGUACAUAAAGAAUUAAAAGAUUUUUGCAAUGAUGGAAAAGAAGAAAAAAAAUGCAAAGAACUAAAAACCAAAAUUGAAGAAAAAUGUAGCACAUUCAAAGAUAAACUUAAAACAAAAGCAAAGGAAGAAAUUUCAAAACUGACGGAUGACGAUUGUAAGGAGCAUGAACGACAAUGUCUAUUUUUGGAGGGAGCAUGUCCAACAGAUCUUAAAGAAGAUUGCAAUACUUUGAGAAAUAAAUGCUAUCAAAAAGAACGGGACAAUGUUGCAGAAGAAGUUCUUUUAAGAGCACUUAGUGGAAGUCUUAAAAAAAAAGAUUCAUGUGAAGAAAAGCUUAAGGAGGUUUGCCCGUUAUUAAGUGGAGAAAGUGAUGAGUUAAUGUUGUUAUGUUUUAAUGAGGAAAAGACGUGCGAGAAUAUUAUGGCUAAAGAACAAAAUAAAUGCAAAUCCCUCAAGAGUGAAAUUGAAAAAGUACUACCUAAAAAUGAGGAAUUAGAAAUAAAAUGCCCAUCAUUGCUUAGAGAGUGUUACUUUUAUGAUACCGAUUGUAUUGGUAAUGAACCGAAUUGCGAAAAGCUUGCGAGUGAUUGUAAAGAAAAAGGCAUAACUUAUACAAAGCCUGGUUCGGAUUUUGAGCCUACAAGACCAGGAGUUACAUUGGCGGAAGAAAUAGAAUUGGAAGAACUUUAUAAAAAGGCAGCAAAAAAGGGAGUUCGUAUUGGAAGACCACCCACAAGAGAUGCGACUGAGCUUUUACUUUUAUUAAGCCAAAGUAGCACUAAAUCUACGGUUGUAGAUAAAUGUAAAGAUAUACUUGAUAAAAAGUGCAAAAACCUUAAAGAACAUGAAAUUCUGAAGAGUUUGUGUGAUAAAGAUAAAGCAAGUGCAGAUGGAAAGAAAGAAUGUGAUAAAUUGCAGAAAGAACAUACAAAAAGUACCCAAAUUCUCGUUACAAAGAUCGAAAACAAACUUCUCAUCACAAGUGGUCAAAAUAUGAUCAUUACGUGGCAUGAUCUAUCAACAUUCCUUAGUGACAAAGAUUGCAGAACUCUAGAAUCAGAUUGCUUUUAUUUAAAAGGCUAUGGACCUUCUGAUAAGCCUUGUAAUAAUCUAAAAACAGCGUGUUAUAAAAAAGGACUUGAAGCAGUAGCAAAUGAAGCAUUACAAAACAAUUUGAGGGGGCUAUUGCAAGGCUCGAAUAAAACAUGGCAUGAAAACCUUCAAAAGAAGAUAGUGAAAGCUUGCAAGAAAUUAAAAGAAGAGAGCGAUGAACUAUUUGUGUUGUGUGUUCAGCCAAAAAAGGCUGCUUUUGUAGUUUCAACAGAUUUACGAUUUAGAGCUAUUUUUCUACGAGAACAAUUAGACGAAAAGCGAGAUUUUCCAACGGAAACAGAUUGUAAAGAAUUAGAAGAAAAGUGCAGAAUACUAGGACAAGAUUCAAAAGAAAUUAAGUGGCCAUGUCUUACAUUGAAUCAGCAUUGCGACCGUUUAAGGAAUACACAGGAAUUAGAGGAAAAAUUAUUGCUAGAAAAGAUACAAGGGUUAGAUGAUUUCGAUUUAUGUGUAGAAAAAUUGGGAAAGUGGUGUAAUGAUUGGACUAGAAGAGGAAGAACUCGUUUUACUCUUUCAUGUGUAACACAGAAUAUUACUUGCAAGAUUCUUACAGAAAGGGUUGGAUCUAAGUGUGCUAGAUUGGAUGAACAUAUGAAAACAAAUAACAUUUUAGAAAAUGUAAAGAAGAAUAAAACAGAGACAAUAUGUACAUUUUGGGGAUCGUAUUGCAGCAAGUUUAUGUCAGGUUGCAAAAACUUAAUGAAAGCUAAUGAUGGGAAGUGUGAAGAACUUAACAAGGAAUGCGAAAUAUUCAUCAAAAAGAAAGAGUUGGAAUUAAAACUAGUUGACCAAUUGAAGGGUCAUUUGAACACAAAAGAAAAAUGUAAGGGGGAGCUUGACAAAUAUUGUACACAAUGGGUGAAUGCAAGUAAUGGACUUGAAACUUUCUGCACAAACAAGAAAAAAAAAAGCAAGCAAGAUGAUCUUAGAAAAGAACUUUGCGAGAAAUUGGUAGAACAAGUAAAAAAGCAAUGUCCUGGGCUAAAAAAAGAACUCACAGAGGCCAGUAAAGAGUUGGAGAAAAAAGCUAACAAAUAUGAGGAUAUCAAAAAAGAAGCAAAAGAAGCAAUGGAAAAAGCAAAUCUUGUUUUAUCAAAAGCAAAAACAACAGAUAACAAACCUGCAGGUAAAACAGUACCAUCAGAAUCAGCACCAGCACCAGCACCGAACACACCACCAGCAGCACCGAAUACAACACAAAACACAGUAUUAUUUAAACUUGUAAGAAGAAAUAUAAACACACCUGUGACAGAAAAAAUAUAUGUUACAGAAAAGGAAUUAAAAGCAUUUGAUUUGGUAUCUCAAGCAUUUAGCUUGUAUGUAGAGUUGAAAGAAUUAUGUCACGAUUCAGAGAAAGGAUGUGGAUUUAAAGAGGAAUGCAAAGACAUUGAGGAAGCAUGCACCAAAAUCGAAAAAACAUGUGGUGGAUUGAAACCACUAGAAAUAAAGCCACACGAAAUAGUAACUAAAAACGUAACAACUACAACGACAACGACGACGACAACAACCGUUAAAGACGUAAAGGCAACAGACUGCCAGUCUCUACAGACAACAGACACAUGGGUCACAAAGACAUCGACCCAUACUAGCACUUCUACGACUACUUCCACAGUCACAUCAAGAAUAACCUUGACCUCGACGAGGCGGUGUAAGCCUACGAAGUGUACGACAGGAGAGGAAGAUGAAGCAGGAGAGGUGAAGCCGAGUGAAGGGUUGAGGAUGAGUGGAUGGAGUGUGAUGAGGGGGGUGCUAGUGGUAAUGAUGAUUUCAUUCAUGAUUUAA
This is a messenger RNA of Pneumocystis jirovecii RU7, 3045 nucleotides long. RefSeq lists its product as uncharacterized. NCBI's taxonomy places the organism in Eukaryota, Fungi, Ascomycota, Pneumocystomycetes, Pneumocystales, Pneumocystaceae. The annotation marks the transcript as partial. The record is from RefSeq and is a predicted model, not a curated record. The transcript has a single exon.